CGGCGAGCGACGAUGCCGGAGAACGCGGGACCCAAAACCCACGGCGGCGCCGGGAAUCGGGCCAAGGGCACGUACCAGGACCGGGACAAGCCCUCGCAGAUCCGCUUCAGCAACAUCUCCGCCGGCAAAGCUGUCGCUGAUGCUAUCAGAACAAGCCUUGGACCAAAAGGAAUGGAUAAAAUGAUUCAGGAUGCUAAAGGAGACGUGACAAUCACUAACGAUGGUGCUACUAUCCUGAAACAAAUGCAGGUUUUGCACCCUGCAGCCAAAAUGUUGGUAGAGCUGUCAAAAGCACAAGAUAUUGAAGCUGGGGAUGGUACUACAUCUGUUGUUGUCAUUGCCGGAGCUCUUCUGGAUGCCUGUUCCAGACUUCUUCAGAAAGGCAAGCAUAUUUUUAUAUGCUUU
Meleagris gallopavo (turkey) is the source of this 405-nucleotide messenger RNA. Lineage: Eukaryota; Metazoa; Chordata; Aves; Galliformes; Phasianidae. The record is from RefSeq and is a predicted model, not a curated record.